Molecule: messenger RNA, 2181 nt
Organism: Varanus komodoensis (Komodo dragon)
Lineage: Eukaryota; Metazoa; Chordata; Lepidosauria; Squamata; Varanidae
Gene: ARPC5
Product: actin related protein 2/3 complex subunit 5
Exons: 4
Coding region: 97-552 (151 amino acids)
Biological process (GO): cell migration; regulation of actin filament polymerization; Arp2/3 complex-mediated actin nucleation
Cellular component (GO): cytoplasm; Arp2/3 protein complex; actin cytoskeleton
Molecular function (GO): actin filament binding
Source: RefSeq, a predicted model, not a curated record
GCCGCGGCUUCCUUCCUCCUGACGUGAGGCGCCGCCGCCUUGAAGGGAGGGUGUCGGCUGCCGCGCCUGCCUUGCCCCAGCGUCCGAGGCGAGGCGAUGGCGAAGCACACGGUCUCCUCCGCGCGGUUCCGCCGGGUGGAUGUGGACGAGUAUGACGAGAACAAGUUCGUGGACGAGGAGGACGGGGGCGACGGGCAGGCCGGCCCCGACGAGGGCGAGGUGGACUCGUGCAUCAGGCAAGGGAACAUGAUGGCUGCGUUACAGGCAGCUCUGAAAAAUCCUCCAAUCAACACCAAGAGUCAGUCUGUAAAGGAUCGUGCAGAAAGUAUUGUCCUGAAGGUUCUCAUCUCUUUCAAAGCCAAUGAUAUUGAAAAGGCAGUACAGUCUUUGGAUAAGAAUGGAGUCGAUCUAUUAAUGAAAUACAUCUACAAGGGCUUUGAGAGCCCUUCUGACAACAGCAGUGCUGUCUUGCUGCAGUGGCAUGAAAAGGCUCUUGCAGCAGGAGGUGUAGGUUCCAUUGUCCGUGUCUUAACGGCCAGAAAAACAGUUUAAGUCCAGCAAAAGUGCCCUUCUACCAUGGAUGUGGGAAAUGCUGGUACAAAGACCAAAAUAACCAAACGCCAUCACUGCCCUGUGGGGAGCAUCUCUCUGUGGACCGGUUUGCAUGUAACGCUAAGGUGCCAUGGUGAAUAGGCCAGCGGGACUUUGCAGGAUGCACUGACCGCCAUUUUGAAUAGGCAAGCCUCCGUGGACAUGCACCAUGGCUUGUGUUGCACAGACCUGGUCAGCACGGGUUAUUCAAGGGUUAAACAACCCUGGCAUAAUCCUAGAACAACCCCCACUGCCCAGGUUCAGAUGACACAAACUGCGGCUUGAAUAUUCAAAAACUGCCUGGGGCGUGCCAUAGCCCACCAUGGCUUAAACAAGUUGUCAUGUGAACCGGAUUUCUUUCUCAGCUUGCCUUCUUGCUUUUUCAUAUCUGUGGCAUAACAUGCAUAUCAGGCAUUUUUGUUAGAUGUUGGAUAAUGAUUAAAAGUGCAAUUUUAUUUCUAAAAAGAACAUUUGGUACUUGCAGAGCAUUUCAGUGACACGUACAAGUUUUUGCACAGGGUGAUUUGCAUUUUCAGGAAAUUAUAACAAGAUGCACCCUCCUCUCUUUUCUUGGCUAGCCUUUCUGAGCAGAUGGUGGGGACUGAGGUCAAUGUUUUCAAUUCUUGAGUGGUCAGGCAGCAUUCCUUGUUAAAUGUGUUGAGACCAGGGCAGCUUAUGAGUAACAGAAACUGGAUCUUGUAUUUUCUUGUCAAAUUGUAAACCUUACAGCUGUCAGCAAGGGUAUCUAGAGUCAGUUUGCUUAUUGCUGUGUCAGUGUUCUUUAAGUAUCUCAACUUUUCUCUGCCAUCUAUAAAAUAACACCUCUAUGAAGGGAACAUGUCACUGCAUCUGUGAUGAGCGAUCAGAUGAACAAGGGGAUGCUUGGGGAACUAGGUAUGGCAGUUGUCUUUCGAUAACCAAAUAAGUGCACACUGCUUUAAAGGAGCUGCCCAUCCUACCCGACGUGGGACCACUGUCAAAAACAGCAUCACUUGGUCAAGUUGUUGCCUCCGCCUAACUAGCAGGAUCUCUUGCCCCGUGUCUUGGUGCCAUGCGUAUCUGUGCCUCCAUCACUGCCCAGAUCCCUGCUGCCGGCACAGAAACAUGGUAUGGUGGCGUGGCACAGAGCUAUCGAUUCCAUGCAUUAGGUAAGCUGUAUGGAGGGAAUGUAACAUGGGGUGCCGAUUUUGGUGUUAGCCUGUAUCACAUCUACUCGAUGGUUCCGCCAGAAGAUGCAGAGAUUUCUUGAUCAGUGUUAAUGUUCUGGGACCUAGAAGAUCUUGAUCUGUGAUCCUAAUACGGAAACAUUCCAUGUGAUACUCAAGGAGAAAGUAUUGACAGCCUUCCCCAAAACGUGUUUAUAAAAUCAAAAUGAGACUUCCUAGAAUCUAGAAGAUCUUCUGCAUUCCAGAUCUGGAAACAGCUUGAAUGCGGAUGAGUUAGGAGCAAAGCUGAUCAGUGUGUUCCGUUUAUACUUAAGGACAGUUUUGUAUUGCAAAACUGGGACAGAAUUAUGAAAUUCUUGCUCAUUUUUUAUACCUGCUUUUUUUGUAAAACAAAUCAAAUUAAAUGGUCACUGUUAAAUAUUUA